AUGUCCAAACUGAUACCUACGCUGUUCCUCCACUACAAUCUCGAGCUUGCAGACCAGGAUGCCGAGUGGACAGAGAACUGGUUCGUGAUGCAGCAAGGCGUCAACGUACGCCUCAGCAAGCGCGCUGUGCCAUCUUAA
Molecule: messenger RNA, 138 nt
Organism: Aureobasidium musti
Lineage: Eukaryota; Fungi; Ascomycota; Dothideomycetes; Dothideales; Saccotheciaceae
Source: the annotation of a GenBank genome assembly